AGCAGGGGCGGACUGACCAUUUGGAAACUCGGGCACUGCCCGAGGGCCCGGGGUCAGAAGGGGGCCCCAGGAGAUGCCCCUGUUACCUUUUUCAUAGGCUUUUUUGAGUUUGGGCAAGGACACAGGGGCCCCAUGAUCCCCUAUUGCCGGGGGGCCCCAUGAGUUGUCAGUCCACCCCUGUUAUGGUAUCAUUUGAAAUGAUGGUAUGAUAGCAAUUUAUGGUAUGAUAUGUUAUCAUAACAAAUAAUGGUAUUAUAUUAAAAGAUGAUGCCCCUGGUACCUUUUUCAUAGCUUUUUUUUGAGUUUGGGCAAGGACGCAGGGGCCCCAUGAUCCCCUAUUGCCCGGGGGCCCCAU
Molecule: messenger RNA, 355 nt
Organism: Staurois parvus
Lineage: Eukaryota; Metazoa; Chordata; Amphibia; Anura; Ranidae
Source: the annotation of a GenBank genome assembly